Messenger RNA from Alternaria alternata, 3108 nucleotides. RefSeq lists its product as hypothetical. Lineage: Eukaryota; Fungi; Ascomycota; Dothideomycetes; Pleosporales; Pleosporaceae. Bases 46 to 3108 code for a protein of 1020 amino acids. Gene Ontology annotation, biological process: regulation of DNA-templated transcription; DNA-templated transcription. The record is from RefSeq and is a predicted model, not a curated record. Gene Ontology annotation, molecular function: DNA-binding transcription factor activity, RNA polymerase II-specific; protein binding; DNA binding. The transcript has 5 exons.
CUUCGUCGCAUCUGACUGUACUUCGGUAUAGUGACUGCAUACUGUAUGAGCACGUGGAGCCAUACGACAUCGUUGUCCGUCAAGAUGGUCUCAGCGCCUUCAGAUGCCCCUUUGGAUGCAUCUCAUCCCACCAAUACUACGGCCCAGGAGCCACCAGCACCUAAGAGCUUCUCGUGUGUACUAUGUGCUCAACGAAAAGUCAAGUGCGAUAAGCGGCCGGAUGGUUGUGCGAACUGCACCAAGAUCCGGGUUCGAUGUGUUUACAAGGCCCCACCUCCAGCCCGACGAAGAAAGAAGGGCGUGCGCGAAAUCGACGUAGCUACCAGGUUACGCGUGUACGAAGACGCGCUCCGCCAACUCGGAGUGGAGCCAGAAGAUUUGGUCAAGCAACAUUAUGCGAAGGCUACACGUGGUGAAGAGCUGGUGACUGGGUUCAAUGGUUUCCUGGAACCACAUGGGCCUAGUCGAGCGCGAAAAGCACACGUAGCAUCCGAAGUUGGUGUCCUUGUGUUGGAAGAGGGUAAAUCGCGAUACUUGGAGAACGGAUUGUGGACAAGCUUGCACGCUGAGUUUCGUGAACCCAAGGACAUCCUCGAUGAGUCUUCAGAUGAAGAGGUGUCCAGAGGCAGCUACGAUGUCCCACUAUCUCCGUCAGCCACGGAUGGCGCCGCACUGGUCAUGGGCGUGCACUCAACGUCGAGCAAUCUUCUGUCUCUACACCCGAACCCGGUCCAGAUCUUCAAAUUAUGGCAAAGCUAUCUCAGAAACAUUCACCCGCUGGUCAAGAUUUGCCAUGCUCCAACGACUCAGCAGCUCAUUUUAGAUGCAAGUGAUAAUCUUCAUGCUCUUCCCCGAGAUACCGAAGCCCUUCUAUUUGCUAUCUACUGUAUAACUGUAGAGUCGUUAGAAGAUGUUGAGUGCCUGCUGAUACUGGGAGAGCCGAAAGGCAUAGCGACUCAACGAUUCCGGCAAGGUGCUCAGCAUGCAUUGGCCAAUGCAAACUUCUUAAGAAGUUCCAGUGUCAUGCUGUUACAAUCGUUCACCCUGUUCGUUCUGUCUCUACAGGACUUCGACGCCAGAGUGAUCUGGAUCUUUUCCGGUAUCGCACAAAGGAUUGGCCAACGCAUCGGUCUUCAUCGUGAUGGCGACACUCUGAAACUACCGCCAUUCGAAGCAGAGAUUCGUAGGCGCCUCUGGUGGCAGAUCAUGGUGCUCGAAGGCUCUUCCCAGAAGCUCGCUGGAACUGGCACAUCUGGUAUGAUCCUUCGAGGCGAUGUGGGAAUGCCAUCCAACAUCAAUGACAGCGACUUAUUCCCAGGAAUGAGAGAGAUGCCAAAGGAACACGACGGCGCCACCGAGAUGAUGUUUUUCCUCAUUCGAUGCCACGUUGGAGAUUUUCUCAAGCGAUCAGCGGAAGACCAUACUACUUUUGAUGGCCUUUGGCACCGACUCAGUACAAGCGCGGUACAAGUGGCUACCAAAGACAAAGCCAUCAAUGAACUUGAAAAUCUUUUCCAGCGGAAAUUCCUAUGUUAUUGCGACCUAUCUAUACCUUGGCACCUACUAUGUAUGCAUCUCGCCAAGUCUGUCCUCUUCAUGAUGAGGUUCAUGGCUCACAGCACCGACUCUUACAACGUUGAUAUCUCUCCCAAGGAAAAAGACAUGUUGUUUGAUCUGGCUCUCCAGGUCGCAACUUCGCAGAACCUGGCAUACACUACGAAGGAGCUGCGUGGCUUUAGGUGGCAUGUCAACCUAAAUUUCCAGUGGAAGGCUUUCAUAUACCUUAUCUCUGAGCUCUGUCAUCGGACUGGAGGAGAGAAGGUAGAUAAUGCUUGGGCAGAAAUUGAAAAGAGCUACACUUUCCACCCUAGUUUCGAUAGGGAUCUCUCGAAGCGAGCGCUUCCUAUAGCCGUUGACAACCUCACGAUUAAAGCCUGGGGCGCCUACAAAGCAGCGCAGGGCGCGCCAUGUACUUCUGAGCCUCAUUUUAUUGAGCUUAUACGUCAGCGUCACCGACAACGCCGUCGUCCAAAUCUGACCAACUCUACUAUCACCAACGCAGCCCUGCCGGCAAUGAGUUGGAGCAACGAGGAAAGCACUAUCGAGGAUCACAUUCAAGAGAUGUCUAACGCAGAUGAUGCGAACUCUUUCGACUGGGCCGAGUUCAAUGCUAGUCUAGGUCCACCCGAUGAUGUAACGGACCUGGCGUCUUUCGAGUUUCCAGAGCCGAUGAACUGGUCAACUCUGGAUGAUUUUUUGGUUGACUUGCGCAAUAAUGGUGACACACUCGAUCCCGUACUCCACUACGAAUAUGUCGUCACCUCCACGGUCGACUGUCUCACUUCGGGUGAAUAUUCAGAUCUGACUAUCCAAUGCGGCGAUGACGUCUACAAAGUCCACAAAGUUGUGGUGUGCACACGGGCAGGUUUCUUCGCUCGAGCUAUCAAAUUCGGUGGCAAGGAGGCUCAAGAGAACGUCAUCAAUCUCCCUAAGGACGAACCCACAACUAUCGCUUCUCUCGUGAAAUACUUAUACUCAGGCACAUACAGUGAAGACCUCUUGGGAAACCUGGACCCUGAGCAUACGGAACUACACGACGCGUCGAACAUCGUUAUUAGGCGAACCCCGUUUUGGUUUUAUGAAAACCGUCGCCGCUAUACAUACGAUUUUCCUCAUACCUGUUCAGAUGAUGGAUGUAACGAUUGGUGCUUGUGCGCACACCACUUCUGCACUAUCAAUUGCGAUUCCACAUGCCAAGCCUUUGUCUGCAAUGAAUGCUGUUCAUUGCGAGUUCCCGGAUCACCUUCACGGCUCCUCAGUCAUUCGAAGAUGUACGAAAUUGCCGACAAAUAUGAAGUCACUGGGCUCAAGGAGCUGGCAUGCAAAAACCUCGCGCUUGCUUGCUUAGCUUUCUGGGACGACGAGGUAUUUCCCAUUGCCAUCAAACAUGCCUUCUCUACGACCAUAGCCGAGGAUAGAGGCUUGCGAGACGUCAUCAUCAAGAUCGUCUCUGGCCACGACUCACUCGUACGCAAGGCGGAGAUUCAGGCUGUAAUGCUAGAGCACAGUGACUUGGCUGUAGGCGUUCUACUGAAGAAGGCGGGCUAG